CCUUGACACACUUACCGUCUCUGAAGGUAUUCGGUGUGCAAGGAUUUGAUGUUUGAUUUUGUUUCAUGCGCUUUUGCGAAGACAGAAGAAUAUUUCUUACACUCUGCGAGAUCAAACAAUGGGUUCGGAAGAAAAAUCAGUGGAGCCUGCAGAUCGUCCAUCUCAAAAAGAAGAAGGACCACCAGAGAAGGAAAGAACCGAGCACCUUGAGGAGGAAGCACCCCAGUCCACGGACCUGCUAAGCACAUACAAAUGGCAAACUGGCUCCAAGGGGUCCCUACAUGAGUUGUUGGAAGAUGGAACAUGUUCACCUGAGAAGUCUCAAAAAGGCAACAAGUGGAGCAAGAAGCAAACAUGGCGCAAGGCCUUGAGUGAGGACCCCGAAGACAAAGAAACCAAGAUGAACUCCACGCGAAAGAACCCUUUCAGAAGGGCCUUCUCAAUGCCCACCGCCUCGUUUUUUGCCACCCUGACGCAAUCGUCCGGCACAUCAGAGGCAGACUGCGACACAUCUACUGACCCUCAGCAAGAAGGCGGAGGGGCCCGCUUCAAAAAGUACUGGAGGUCCAUGUCUCAGAAGCUGAAAAGGCCCAGACUGCACAGCCGGAACAGCACACCCGCAUUGUUACCAGGUUUGGAUGAAGGUGAGAAUGAAGAUCACCACAAACAUCAAGAGGUUCUCCUGUGGAACAUCAGCAACUGUGUUCUUGAAGAGGGAAAGAUUCUCAUCUCCCCGGAGGAAGAACCCACAAUAUGGACCCGGGACCGUGUCAACAGCUGCCUGUCCGUCCUCAGCAUGCAGAACCUUGUGGAUAUGGAAACAGAAUGUACUCCUGACCACUUGAGCCCUCGAAAGAAAGAAGAUGGCGGUGUGAAGGCACUGAUCAAGAGACGGCUUGAGAACAAGGCAAAGAGAAAUAAUAACACUCACGCGAACUCAGUGGGACUUCAGAAAGGAAGCAGACACUACGAGUCCAAGGAGUCUGUGUCGAUUCCAGUGAGUCCAGUGGGAAGUUUGGAUCUAAGUGCAGAUGCCAGCACUGUCAUCAGGCCAGUCCACAGCUCCAUCUUGGGGGAGAAGUACUGUUUUGAGGUCAUCAACUCUGAGAGCACACAUUGCUUUGGCUGCUCCUCAGCUGCAGAACGCGAUCGAUGGAUUGAAGACCUGAGACGAGCCGCCCAGCCUAAUAAGGAUAACGUCGAGCGCACAGAGAGCUCCCUCAGUCUGUGGGUGAAGGAAGCGAAGGACCUGCCACCCAAACGCAGUUAUUACUGUGAGCUCCACCUGGACGGGAUUCUGUUCGCACGUUCAACCAGCAAGGUGUCGAGUCGCUCCAGUCUGGCUGGGGACGGCUCGACUGGCUCCUCCGGACACCUGAGUGGGAGUGGAGCCGGGACCGACGGCUUUCAGUUAUUCUGGGGGGAGUUCUUUGAGCUCGACAAUCUUCCCUGCAUCUCCCAAAUCACCUUACACCUUUUCUGCGGAGAGGACCUUAAAAAGAAGCGGCAUUCCCGAGAGGAGUUCAGCCCGCAACUGCUCGGCAGCGUGGAUAUACGCUUGGCGGAGAUCCGAGGCAGAGCCUACCAGGAAAAGUGGUACCGCAUCGUUCCUUACAAAGUCUCGGCAUGCAGCAAAGAACUUCUGGGGCCGCAGGCUUCUCUCCGCAUCAAAGCUCGGUUUAGGAACCUGCAGGUUUUGCCUAUGGAGAAAUAUAAGGAGUUUGCCGAGUAUCUGACCGUGGAUUAUGUGGAAAUGUGCAAAAGCUUGGAGCCACUUCUAAACGUCAAAGAAAAGGAGGAGCUGGCAGGAGCUCUUGUGCACGUGCUGCAGAGUAUCGGCAAAGCAAAGGAGUUCCUCGCCGAUUUGGCCAGUGCCGAGGUUGAACGUCUAGGUGAGAAGGAGGCACUCAUCUUCAGAGAGAACAGCCUUGCCACUAAAGCCAUAGAUGAAUACAUGAAGCUGGUCGGACAGAAGUACCUCAUCGACACACUCGGGGACGUUAUUACAUGUCUCUAUGGGACAAGGGACAACUGUGAAGUUGACCCUCGCAAAUGUCAUCCCUCCGAACUGUCAAACAACCAGAAGCACUUGAGAGAAGUGUGUGACGAGGCAGUGCGGAAAAUUUUAGACCUACACGGACACUUUCCUGAAGAGUUGAACACAAUUUUCUCAAGCUGGACAGAGAUGUGUAAAGACCAGGGAAAACCAGAGAUCGGUCAACGUCUCAUCUCAGCUUCGCUCUUCCUUCGCUUCUUGUGUCCGGCAGUCCUCAGUCCUUCCCUUUUUGGCUUGACACAAUCGUACCCAGAGUCGAACACACUGCGCACCCUCACCUUGACUGCAAAAGUCAUCCAGAACCUGGCAAACUUCACCUUAUUUGGUGAGAAGGAGGAGUACAUGCUGUUCAUGAAUGACUUCUUACAGCAGCAUUGGGACAGAAUGAGAGGCUUUCUGCAAACCGUGUCCAAUCCUUACACUGAGAUCCCGAUGAGCUCAUUUGACGGCUAUGUGGAUCUACCUUUGCGACUUGCUGUGUUGCAUGGUCUACUGGUGGAUAUCAUCCAUCAGAGGGCACAGGAAACAAUAGAGAAGUUGCACCCUCUACCUUGGAUUCUAAACCAGAUAACAGAGUCAUUGAGCCCUGAGAUACCUCGGAUCCCAAUAGACAGUCCAAGUACACAAGUUAAGCCAAUGUAUGUUCCUCCUAAAGACCUGGGCAAGUACAGCCCUCACCACUCAUCUCUCCAACAGCUUCCUCAGGACUCCAAAUGUCCAACAGAGGGCGAUGGCCAAGCACGGAGGAGGAAGCCCAUCACCAGAACUCAGAGUGCCCCACAUAGACGUCUUGAAAAGAGAAUGAAGAGGCACACAAGUACUGAAGCUCUGCCAACUGCCAACCAUCAACAAGACUUGGACACGAGCCAGCCUCUUAUCUCGUCACCAAAAUCUAAUGAGUCAAACAAAGCCUGUGCACCAGUUCCCUGGAUUAAAGACAUCCAGAGGGGGGACCCCAGUGAGAUAAAACCUGAGCAGGAAGGGCUCAGCUUACUGGAUCAACAUACCCAAGAACUGUCUGAGCUACGGCUGGGAGUAGACCAGGUAACUGAGCGUGAGCUGGAAAUGGCAAAGCGACUGGAGGACUUCAUUGUCCAAAGCCUGGACCAGAAUGCAAUGCUGGAGGCUGAAGUGAGAGAGCUCCGGAAUUUACUGACCGUGCGAGAGGAGCAGCUUUGCAGCACCACCUUCAGGUUGGAUGUGAUUGAGGAGGAGCGGGAGAAUGAUGAGCGGAAGAUGAAUGUCGCCAUGGCAGCAGCUGAGCGAAUGAACGUAUUGGAGGAGCAGUUUGGAGACUUGUUGAAGGACAUCCGUCGGCUCGAUGAGGCCUUCAACAAAAACCUGCAAGCUGAUGAAAAGCAACUUUUUUAGAUUUCAUAGCUAUGCUUUCUCCACAAUGUUGAGCAUGUCCAGUUUGGUUGGAUAGACUUGUGUAAAAGAUGAUACUUGAGUAAAAAUCAAGAUUAGGCUCAAUCCCAUAUGGAUUAAGCACAGCCACUGUGCCUGUACACUUAA
Nerophis lumbriciformis (worm pipefish) is the source of this 3571-nucleotide messenger RNA. RefSeq names its product RAS protein activator like 3 (gene rasal3). NCBI's taxonomy places the organism in Eukaryota, Metazoa, Chordata, Actinopteri, Syngnathiformes, Syngnathidae. The record is from RefSeq and is a predicted model, not a curated record. Gene Ontology annotation, biological process: regulation of GTPase activity.